This is a messenger RNA of Drosophila ananassae, 2999 nucleotides long. It is a transcript of the gene Tbc1d15-17, whose product is annotated as small G protein signaling modulator 1. Gene Ontology annotation, biological process: activation of GTPase activity. NCBI's taxonomy places the organism in Eukaryota, Metazoa, Arthropoda, Insecta, Diptera, Drosophilidae. Gene Ontology annotation, molecular function: GTPase activator activity. The transcript is spliced from 3 exons. Bases 159 to 2297 code for a protein of 712 amino acids. The record is from RefSeq and is a predicted model, not a curated record.
UUUAAUAAGUAAAUUUAAAGUUAUUUAUUAAAAGCUUAAUCGACGCUCAUAAAUGAUAUCGAUGUAUCGAUAAUAAAAUCGAUUUUGUUUCCAGCUCUAAACCACAGAAAUAAAGCGUAAUAUUUUCUAAACACGGAAUUUAUAAAGCACCGGCGGCCAUGAACGAAUCGGUACGCUAUGACCGAUGCCAAGUGGUGCAAUUGGACGUCCUGGGCGAGUCGCAGGUGUCCUCUUCCGCGGAGGAGGAGCAGCCGGCCCAACCACUCCAGCCCCAAGGAAUUGGCAACACCCUUUUUACGCACGACGGAGUCCUUCUGAAGAAGGCUAGUGCGGAGCACAUUUCGGACCUAAACACCAGUGGAGCCUUGAGCUUAGUGGAGUACUCCUUACCACGAAGAAGAUUGUUCCUCGAAUGGCAGCCAAACGAUUCAAUUAUAAUAGCAGACAAUAGUCAGGAUCAGGGCGACUGGGCGCUGGUGGACAGGAUAUCCGGCCGAACUCGCACAACCUCCGAAUGUCGAGCAUUCAAUACGAAACCCAUCGAACCUAGUGGCGGGGGCACAGCCCGCUCCCGUAUAAUGCGCACCCCACUUGAAGAUCUGGCCUCUGUGGAGGUUCGCCACCGCGGUCAGACAUUACGAUUUAUGCGCAAAGGAGCCGGUGGUCUACACUGCGAGUUCUUCUUCCAGCACGGCAAUGCGGAGCUCUUCGUUCGCGCCAUGCGCGACCAGCACUUCAUUGAAAGUUCGGAAAGUAAUCGAGGCGGCGAGGAGUACACCUUCCUGACCAACGAGAACCAGAAACUGAAGAAGACGUUUGCCGAAUUGGAUAUUGGAGAGAUCAAGUCCAGUCCAUCCUCACGAGAAAGCUGGUUGCCCAACAAGCUGGCUGGAUUUUUGGGUAACAUCCCUGACUAUGUUCAGCCGCCGUUCCAGCGAUCGCCCAAAUCCAGGCCGGGGGCUCUGAUUUCUGGGGAUCGACAAACCUCGCCAGAUAACUACCAAAUAAUUGGGCUGAGCGGCAGCACUAACAGCGCUUGCUCUUCAAACGGCCAGAGUCGCGGUGGCAGUGCGGAUAAAUCCCCAGGGGAUAGCGAACUGGAGAACCUGAAUUCCCAGGACGAGAAAAUAGUUAACAACUUGCCCGAUCGUCAAAGGGUGGAGCGAGGUCUUCCUCUAACGGAAACACAGUGGCUGGAGUUCCAAACGCCAGACGGACGUAUCUCUGACAGUGACCGCAUCAAGGAGCUCGUUUUUCGUGGUGGCAUCGUGCACAGCCUGCGGUCCGAGGUGUGGAAGUACCUGCUCAAUUACUAUAAGUGGUCCGAUACCCAUGUGGAGCGGAUUGAACGACGUAAGCAAAAGUCCAUCGAAUAUUACAACAUGAAGGCCCAGUGGCUAGCCAUGACAACUGCCCAGGAAUCUAACUUUAGUGGUUACCGGGAGCGCAAGUGCCAAAUCGAAAAGGAUGUAAAGCGUACGGAUCGCUCGCUACCAUUCUUUGCCGGAGAGGAUAAUCCGAAUAUCGCCCUGCUUCAAGGCAUCCUUAUGACCUACGUGAUGUACAACUUCGACCUCGGCUAUGUCCAGGGCAUGUCGGAUCUGUUAGCUCCGAUAUUGGAGAUUCAAGUCAACGAGGUGGAUGCCUUCUGGUGCUUCGUGGGCUUCAUGGAACUGGUGUUCACAAACUUCGACAUGGACCAAGCAGGAAUGAAGACACAGUUCGCCCAGCUGCGUCGCUUGAUUGAGUUCGCCAAUGCUCCUUUGUUCAACUACAUGCGUUCCCACGACUCUGAUAAUAUGUACUUCUGUUUCCGAUGGCUCCUGGUCUGGUACAAACGGGAGCUAGACAACGACGACGUUUUGAAGGUGUGGGAGUGCCUGUGGACCCGCCUUCCGUGCCCCAACUUCCACCUGCUGUUCUCUGUGGCCAUUCUAGACCAAGAGACCAGUAUAAUAAUCGAAAGCCAGUUUGAGUUCACUGAGAUUUUGAAGCACGUUAACGAGCUGUCUGGAAAUAUAGACGUGCAAAAGACUCUGGAGAUUGCCGAAGCUAUUUACCUGCAACUUAAGGCUUCGGAAACGCUGCCAAACGAUAUACGAUCCAUUAUAGGAGAGCCACUACUACCCGCAGCUGCUGGUGAGGAAGUCGACGGUGUCCUGGAGGACGAGGAACAGGCUUACUCAGACGACGGCUUCGACGAGCUGGUGAAGGAACUCACUCCCGAGGAAAAGCAACGGCAGCAAGCUCUUCUCGAGGAAGCUUGUGAGCGAUCGUUAUUCAUGCAGUUCCUCUAAAGUAUAUAUUCACAUGGAAUAGUGGAGGAAAGCAAGCCAAAAGCCCUUAGCAAAGCAUGCGCAAACUACACUGCCCUUUAAGGAUUUUAUUAAUAACAAAAAAGGACAAUUAGAGAUUCUACCAAAAACAAUUGGGAUUUAAUUUAAUAGAAGGAGGAUUCUUUAAAGUUAACAAUUAUUGAAAUAUUUAAAAUCCUUUUCUGUUUCAAACAAAAAAAGGUACAACUAAAAGCAUUAGUCUAAUGUAAGACCUCUGAUUGUCCUUGUAAAAUUAUAUGGGCAGUGUUUUCUUAGACUCUAAGACUCAAAGUUUACUAACGCAUCGAUGCGAAGCGAGUUAAGUGCUUUAACUGCAGAUUUAUAUAUUGUAUAUUAUACAUAUUUGUACGUUUUUGUAUUUAUUGUAAGUUCUGUCUCCCCUAAAAUACCCCAUUCCCGCAUAUCAACCCCAUUCAUAUUCCUUAUCAUACCAAAACAAAGUUUCCAAUUAAUUAGGAUUUAACUAUCGUGCCUGUUCGGAAUUCGGAAUAUUCAAGGUACCCCUCCAUUUUUUUUGGUUUUCUCAAAUUCCACACGCACAGCACUUGUUGUCUUUUUCUAAGUUUCUAAGUACUCAAUUACUGUGAAUAUACAUCGAUAUACAAGUUCAUUAAAAAUGCGUAGUAAAAAAUAUCUAAAUACAACAUCAGAAUGCACACGAAA